AACAGCUGAACAACAUUUUUCAUUACGCAGUAGCUAUUUAUAUCAAAAAAUCAAAACAACAAAACAUCAUAAAAAAACAGAGACGUAAAGCUAGACGACUAUGGACUGCCAGCGGAAGUAGGACUGUUUGUCAUGUGACACCAUCAAAUUGUGUAAAAAAAGUGUGAACGAUUUUGACUGACAAUUGAAGGGAUUGAAAACGAGGUUUUAUAUAUAGAACAUUCAAAGUCAGAAAUACUGCGUUUACAAUACAAUUGACAUUUAUUUUAACAACAGAAAGAAACCAUGAAGUGGCAAUUUAAGGAGGAAACGCCGGAAGAGCAACGAUUAGCAGAAUCGUCCAAGAUUCGUUCAAAGUAUUCAGACCGGAUUCCAGUGAUUGUACAGAAGGCUGCGAGGUCACAGAUACCGGAAAUAGACAAGAGAAAAUUCCUUGUGCCAGCGGAUAUAACUGUGGCUCAGUUUAUGUGGAUCAUACGUAAAAGAAUUCAACUACCACCAGAGAAGGCUGUGUUUCUAUUCGUUGGGAAAGUACUGCCACAGACAAGUGCAACGAUGAGUCAAAUAUACGAGUCACACAAAGACGUCGACGGUUUCCUGUAUGUUUCUUACAGCGGAGAGAACACAUUCGGCUCAUCAUGAAGUCCAUCACAGCCGCCGAACAUUCCGUGGAAAUGUAAAUAAGUAAAUAAGAUUUAGUAAAAAAAAAAGAUCGAUUU
This is a messenger RNA of Asterias rubens (European starfish), 719 nucleotides long. Its product is annotated as gamma-aminobutyric acid receptor-associated protein-like 2. Gene Ontology annotation, cellular component: autophagosome membrane; cytosol; autophagosome. Gene Ontology annotation, biological process: autophagosome assembly; macroautophagy; cellular response to nitrogen starvation. The record is from RefSeq and is a predicted model, not a curated record. Gene Ontology annotation, molecular function: ubiquitin protein ligase binding. The coding region runs from base 286 to 642 and encodes 118 amino acids. The transcript is spliced from 3 exons. NCBI's taxonomy places the organism in Eukaryota, Metazoa, Echinodermata, Asteroidea, Forcipulatida, Asteriidae.